This is a messenger RNA of Aspergillus campestris IBT 28561, 1743 nucleotides long. RefSeq names its product putative MFS siderophore iron transporter (gene mirD). The transcript has 4 exons. Gene Ontology annotation, biological process: transmembrane transport. The record is from RefSeq and is a predicted model, not a curated record. Gene Ontology annotation, molecular function: transmembrane transporter activity. The annotation marks the transcript as partial. Lineage: Eukaryota; Fungi; Ascomycota; Eurotiomycetes; Eurotiales; Aspergillaceae.
AUGGUAGAGUUCACCAGGCUCCGGGCGCUCUUCAAGGCUGGGAAUACAGAGGAUGACUCGGUCAUGGUAACUAGAAGAACCGUCGUGGACAGCAAACACGAGGGCGCUGCUGGCGAUGUCCCACAAAAUCAGGAUGAGGCACAAACAGAGGUGCCCAGUGAAGACACCCAGCGUGGUGUGCACAAUGUUGAGGCCCUGACCUUGACAUGGUCCAAGAGAACCCUCAUUGCGGUCUUCAUCAAUAUAUGGUUUCUUUACCUCGUCAACGCUUUCCAGUCGACCAUCCUCUCCAGCCUCCUCCCGUUCGUCACCAGCAAAUUUGAGUCCCACUCGUUGCUGAAUGUUAUCUACGUGGUGUCGAACGCCAUGUGCGCCGCCACCUAUAUCCCGCUGGCUAAGAUCAUGGAUCUCUGGGGCAGAGCGGAGGGAUUCCUGAUCAUGACCGUUUUUGCGACGGUUGGCUUGCAAGCUCACUCGCAGCAGGUCUUCUACAGUAUUGGCUUCGGGGGCAUGACGUACUGUAUGGACGUCAUCACCGCGGACGCAUCGAAGCUCAAGAACCGUGGACUGGCAUAUGCCUUUACGUCGUCGCCCUACAUCAUCACAGCAUUUGCGGGGCCCAAGGCUGCAGAAGACUUCUACUACAAAGUCAAUUGGCGCUGGGGGUUCGGUUGUUUUGCUAUUAUCUUUCCGGCUGUCGCGGCGCCUCUGUACUUUAUGUUGAAGUUCAACCUCCGCAAGGCCGUCAAGCAGGGUUUGACCGCCAAGGGGGACAGUGGACGGACAUUUUUGCAGAAGAUUUGGCACUAUAUUAUCGAGUUUGAUCUAUUCGGUGUUGUGAUCUUCUCCGCCGGUCUCAUCGUCUUUCUCUUGCCAUUCGAGAUUGCCGGCGACGCCCCUCACGGCUGGAGCACCGGAUACGUCAUUGCAAUGAUCGUGGUCGGCUUCGUGAUGCUCAUCAUCUUCAUCCUGCAUGAAGUCUUCUUGGCCCCCGCGCCCAUGUUGAAUUUCAGCUUCAUCUCCGACCGCACGGUCAUCGGCGCCUGUCUUCUAGACGCUACCUACCAGAUCUCCUACUCCUGUUGGGCCAACUACUACACCUCCUUCCUGCAAGUCGUCAAUGACUUGACCCUCGCGGAGUCCGGCUACGUGAUGAACACCUUUGACGUCGUCUCGGGGGUUCUCCUCCUGAUCGUGGGGUUCCUCAUCUCCCGCACCGGCCGCUUCAAAUGGCUCCUCUACAUCUCCGUUCCGCUAUACGUCUUCGCCCAGGGCCUCAUGAUCUACUUCCGCCGCCCCAACCAAUCCGUCGGCUACCUGGUUAUGUGCCAGAUCUUCAUAUCCAUCGGCGGCAGCGUCUUCAUCAUCGUCCAGCAGCUAGCCAUCCUCGCUGCCGUCGACCACCAGCACGUCGCCGCCGUGCUGGCCCUCCUCAACGUCGUCGGCACCGUCGGCGGCGCCAUGGGCUCCAAUAUCUCCGGCGCCAUCUGGACCAAUACCUUCAAGAAGGCACUCAUCCGGGAUCUGCCUUCGUCAGAAAUGGGGAACCUCGACAGUAUCUAUGAGAACCUCGAUACCCAGCUGGAGUAUCCCGUUGGGAGCGUUACACGUUUGGCUAUCCAGGAGGCCUACGCCUAUGCGCAGACGCGCAUGUUGGCGGCCGGGACGGGGGUUAUAGGCCUCGCGUUUGUGUGGAUCCUUCUGAUACGCAAUAUUGAUCUUGCCAAGGUACAACAGGUUAAG